UCAUUUUAAGACCAAGAGUAGUUUAAAAACAGAAAAUUCUGACAGAAAUCCCGCUAAACGGGCACAUAAUCCAAACAUUGUGCAAGAAAAUGAGCUCCUACUCAUCAAACUAUCUACGCCUACUAUCACUUACAAAGCUCUUAACAUCUCACGUCAACAAUGCUCGUCACGACCAAGCCCUUUCUCUCUUCCACCACAUUCACUCCACUCUCUCUCUCGACCCCUUUGUCUUCCCCCUUGCUCUUAAGUCCUGCGCCGCCAUUAAUCGCCCUCUUCUCGCCACUUCCAUUCAUUCCCACCUCAUCAAAACCUCCCACAUCACAAAUAACCCUUACAUUGCGUGUGCCCUUAUCGAUAUGUAUGGCAAAUGUGUGUCUAUCGCGUCUGCACGCCAAGUGUUUGAUGAAAUGCCUGAGAGAAAUGUGGUUAUGUGGAAUGCUAUGAUUUCGAUAUAUGUGCAUUGUAGUGAUCAGGUGGGAAAAGGGUUGGAGUUGUUUGAGGUUAUGGAUGUUUUGCCUAAUCAGUCCACGUUUAAUUCGAUUAUAGCGGGGUUGAGUGAGGUGGAGGAUGGGUCGUAUAAGGCGAUUGAGUUUUAUAGACGGAUGAGGGCGUUGGGGUUGAAAGCUAAUUUGAUUACUGUUCUUGCUUUGAUGAAUGCUUGUGUGGGGAUGGGGGUUUUGAAUAUGGUUAAGGAGGUUCAUGGGUAUUCGAUAAGGAAUGAUAUUGAUUGGCAUGCGCAUUUUAGGAGUGGAUUGGUGGAGGCGUAUGGGCGGUGUGGGUGUCUUGAUAAUGCAUGUGUUGUGUUUCGGAGUUUGCAAGAGAGGGAUGUGGUUGCAUGGAGUAGUUUUAUUUCUGCGUAUGCGUUUCAUGGGGAGGCAAGAACUGCGCUUAAAAUCUUUGAAGAAAUGGAAAUGGCUAAAGUAAAGCCUGACGCGAUUGCUUUUCUUGGAGUGUUGAAAGCUUGUAGUCAUGCUGGAUUGCCUGAUGAAGCAAGAAUGUAUUUUGCUCGUAUGCAUGAUGAGUAUGGUGUUGAACCAAGAAGCGAUCACUAUGCAUGUUUAGUGGAUGUUUUGGGUAGAUCAGGGAGAUUACAUGAGGCAUACGAAGUCAUUAGAGGAAUGCCAGUGAAGGUGACUGCAAAAGCUUGGGGAGCUCUUCUAGCUGGUUGUCGAACUUAUGGAGAAGUGGAGCUGGCAGAAAUUGCAGGGAGGGCAUUGUUUGAGUUAGAACCUGAUAAUGCUGCAAAUUACGUGAUAUUGUCCAGAAUAUAUGGAAAUGUUGGGCGUCGCGAUGAGGCGCAGAAAAUUAGAAGAGAAAUGGAAAAAAGAAAAUUGAAGGUGGCACCUGGUAGUAGCUGGGUUUUCAAUCAUGACUGAUGCCAUAUGUGGAUUGGGGGAAUUGUAUGUAUAUACUAUAGCUGGAAUGAUCCUCCUGCUUUAGAUUCUCGGUAUUGGAAUACACUAUCCUGUCAUCCUGAUUCCUGUAUCAUAAAUUUUGAAACAUCAGUAAAUGAAAACCUUCUCCUUUGUUCUUUUGUCAUUCAUAUAUU
Messenger RNA from Daucus carota subsp. sativus, 1549 nucleotides. RefSeq names its product putative pentatricopeptide repeat-containing protein At1g03510. The transcript has a single exon. The record is from RefSeq and is a predicted model, not a curated record. NCBI's taxonomy places the organism in Eukaryota, Viridiplantae, Streptophyta, Magnoliopsida, Apiales, Apiaceae. Gene Ontology annotation, molecular function: RNA binding; protein binding. Gene Ontology annotation, cellular component: intracellular membrane-bounded organelle. The coding region runs from base 90 to 1376 and encodes 428 amino acids. Gene Ontology annotation, biological process: RNA modification.